AUGUCAUCAACGGAGUAUAAAACGUCCCAGGGGCACACGCCUGGGAAGGCAGAGUCAGAAUUCUUCGAGAAGUCGGAGGCAAACAUCCAAAGUGUCGAUGCGACCAGUCUGCUCUCCGAUCAGCACCGUGAUUAUUUGCUUCAACGACAUGGCACCUUAGAUCUGGAUCCAAUCCCUAGUAUGGAUCCGGCAGAUCCAUACAACUGGCCGUUAUGGAAGAAAGUUGCGAAUCUAGGUUUGGUGGCCUUCCAUGCCUGCAUGGGAACCUUCACGGCUGCCGCAAUCAUUCCUGCCUAUGAAGCAAUUUCCGAGGACCUUGGUGUCUCUCUACAGAGAGUCAGCUAUUUGACAUCGCUUCAGAUCGCCAUUCUGGGAGGUGCCCCGUUAUUCUGGAAGCCCCUUUCGCAGCGCUUCGGACGCCGCCCAAUUUUCCUCUUGUCCCUCAUCCUCAGUUGUGUUUGUAACAUCGGCUGCGCAAAGAGCCCAGAUUACGCUUCGAUGGCAGCAUGCCGCGCUCUGGUAUCAUUCUUCCUCUGCCCAGCGAUGGCUAUCGGAAGCGCUGUUGUCACCGAGACCUUCUUCCGACGGGAGCGAGCGCGAUAUAUGGGAAUCUGGACGGUGAUGGUGACCUUGGGCGUACCUGUUGGCCCAUUUAUUUUCGGAUUUGUUGCCCAACGCGUGGGAUAUCGAUGGAUUUACUGGGUUUUGGCAAUCACAAACGCCUGCCAGUUCUUCCUAUACAUUUUCUUCGGCCCAGAAACCCGGUACAUUGGCGCCGAAGUACAAUCUGAUGGCUCAUCUUUCAAACGAGAGUAUCUCUCCUUCGGACGAAUCGAUCCCACACCAUUCCGCCUGUCCGAAUUCUUCCACCCCCUCAGCCUAUUCACCAACAUCCCCGUGCUCCUCGCAUCAGUAGCCUACGCCAUGGUCUUCCUCUUCGCCUCCGUCCUGAAUUCCGUGGAAGUACCACAACUCUUACAGAGUAAAUUCGAACUCAACGCAGAACAGCUAGGUCUCCAAUUCCUCGGUCUGAUCAUCGGCUCCCUCCUCGGCGAACAACUCGGCGGCUUCAUGUCAGACAUGUGGAUGAACGCCCGCGCCCGUCGCAUCGGACACAAGCCUGCCCCCGAAUAUCGUCUCUGGCUGAGCUACAUUGGUUACCUGCUCACGAUCGCCGGAAGCGUGGUGUUCCUGGUCUGUACAGAACAGGCCACCGAGGGUAAAUGGACCGUGGUUCCAGUGGUGGGGACGGGUAUCGCGGCAUUUGGUAACCAGGUUAUCACGACUGUGCUCACGACGUACGCGGUGGAUACGUAUCCUCAGGAUGCGGGGAGUGUGGGAGUAUUCAUUAAUUUCGUACGAUCGACUUGGGGAUUUAUUGGACCUUUCUGGUUUCCGGAUAUGUUUGAGACUGUCGGUAUUGCUAAGAGCUCGGGGGUAGUUACGGCUUUGGUUAUGGGCGUGAGCUUUCUUCCGACUGUGUUUUUGCAGUGGCAGGGUCAAAGGUGGCAUGCUAGUGUGGUUGAGAAGUGA
Molecule: messenger RNA, 1533 nt
Organism: Aspergillus caelatus
Lineage: Eukaryota; Fungi; Ascomycota; Eurotiomycetes; Eurotiales; Aspergillaceae
Product: putative MFS multidrug transporter
Exons: 4
Coding region: 1-1533 (510 amino acids)
Biological process (GO): transmembrane transport
Molecular function (GO): transmembrane transporter activity
Source: RefSeq, a predicted model, not a curated record